Molecule: messenger RNA, 2198 nt
Organism: Chlamydomonas reinhardtii
Lineage: Eukaryota; Viridiplantae; Chlorophyta; Chlorophyceae; Chlamydomonadales; Chlamydomonadaceae
Exons: 11
Coding region: 133-1827 (564 amino acids)
Biological process (GO): carotene catabolic process
Cellular component (GO): chloroplast
Molecular function (GO): carotenoid dioxygenase activity
Source: RefSeq, a predicted model, not a curated record
ACAUUACUGGUGAACACCAAACCCAAGUAAAUGCUGUUUGGUGACUGGAUUCACUCUGAGAUUCACUUGCAGAAUCGCUGGCACUCGUCGGACAAACAAGACUCACCGCGUUCGUGGGAAGUCUCAUACCUAAUGCAAGCACUACAUUAUCACUUGUCAGCUCGAACCCGGCCACACGCCCACAACUCAAGGGGCCAAGAGCAUGUCGCCGCAUUGGUCGCGUGUCGCCAAGCUAGCAGCGCGCGCCUUAGGCAUUCUAGGCGAGUGGAGGCCUCUGCAUCCCUGACCACCUCAUUGGCUGUGUCCAGCGGCUCUUAUGUCACAAAGGAAGCUCGGGACGCCGUGUUUGGUGUGGCCAAGGAGCAGGUGACUGAGGCAGCCGCUCAGGUUGUGUCUGGGCGCCUGCCUUCCUGGCUGCGCGGCAGUCUGCUGCUCAACGGCUGCGGCGACUUCCGCGGCAUGCAGCACCUGUUCGACGGAUACGCCUGCCUCAGCCGGGUGCGGCUGGACGGACAGGACAACAGGGCGUGGGCCAGCCAGAGGUUCCUGGACACAGACGCAUACAGCGCCUUCCGUUCCACCGGCCGCAUGAAGUAUCGCGAGUUCCAGACGCCUGUGCCCGCGGAGGGGCCGUUGGGCCGGGCGGCGGCGGUGCUGGACAACACCAUGGCACUGAUGAGCAAGGGCCGCGCCUUCACUGACAACGCCUCCGUGUCCAUCACCAGUCUGCCCGGAGGCAAGCUGCUGGCGCUCAGCGAGACCCGCUCCGCUGCCUACCUGGUGGACCCGGACACACUGGCCACACUGCAGCAGGUGGAGCCGGCAGACGGCCUGCCCGGGGACCUCACCACCGCACACCCCAAGAGGACGCCCGACGGCCGUCUGGUCAACUUCAGCCGCAGCCUGCCCUUCGGCGGCUACCACGUGUAUGUGCAGGACCCCGCCAGCCUGAAGCGCACGCAGAUCGCAUUCAUCCGCGACCGCGACCCGUUGGCGCCUUGCUGGGUUCACGACAUGGCCGUGACCCGCACACACCUGGUGGUGGUGGAGGCGCCCGUGUUCAUCAACAUGCAGUCACUGGUGCUGGGAGAGCCCCGACCCUACGUCUUCAUGGACUGGCGGCCAGAGGAUGGCACUCGCGUGCACGUGAUUGCACUGGACGGCUCCGGGGUUGUGACUCAUACUGCUCCGGCACUGUUCACGUUCCACUUCUCCAACGCCUUCGAGCGGCCCUCCGCCUCCUCGCCCGGCGCCACCGAGCUGUGUGUGGACUUCAGUGUGUAUGACGACCCCGCCAUCCUCAACGACCUGUCGCUCAAGGAAAUGAUGGACAUGCCGGGAAAGGACAUCUCCCCAAGCCGCCUGCGCCGCCUGACGAUGCCGCUGCGUGACGCCGCCGGCAAGCCCGCCGGCCCGGCCCGCCUGGACGCCCCCGCGCCGCUGCUGCGCGAUGAGUCGGCUUACGGCAACUUUGUGGAGUUUCCCGCGUUCAACACAAAGUUCGCCGGCCUCCCCUACCGCUACUGCUACAGCACCGCCGCCGUGCGCCCCACCAACAUGGGCAACGCGCUGGCCGUGCACGACCUGCAGGAGGGAACCAGCAGGCUGUGGCAUUCGCCCGGGGGAAUGCCGGCCGAGCCGUGCUUCGUGCCGCGGCCCGGCUCCUCGGACGAGGCCGACGGGGUGGUGCUGGCGGCGGUGGUGGGCGCGGACGGCGGCAGCAGUGUGGUUGUGCUGGAGGGAGGCAGCCUGCAGGAGCUGGCGAGGGUAAAGCUGCCCGUCACGGUGCCGUACAGGUUCCACGGCACAUUCGUACAGCAGAAAUAGCAGGGGCAGUGGUAAUGCAGUACGGCACGGGGUGUACCGUUGUGGUGGUGGCGGCGCCGGUGCGGGUGUGGGCCGCUGUCAGUUGAAUAGCCGCACUCAAUGCGUCCAGUUUGGCCGUCUCGUUUGCAUCCGUGAACAAAUUUUGACCAUUUUGCGUUGCAUUGUAGCUACGGACAUGCUGUUGCAGACAGUGAGGCCUGGUGAGGCGGAGAUUUCGCAGGGCCGCGGCACGGAUCACAUCAUCGUGACUACGAUGGGCUCGAGACGAGAAGCAUUUGGACCUCAAUUUUGUGUCUGUGAGGCUUGUACAGCUCUAUUAAUUCUUUUGAACAAAACACUUGCCUCGGCUGUAAGCAACUUUGACCCGGGGG